AUGUCGGUUUGUUCUGUUGUAAUGGAUAAGAACAAUCAUGUUCUUUUGACGAAAAGGCCAUCUAACUUAAAUAGUUUUCCUAAAGCAUGGGUUUUACCAGGAGGCAUUGUUGAUUUCUAAGAGUCAUUUGAAUGGGCUAACAUUAGAGAAUUAUAGGAAGAAACUGGACUAGAUUAUUAAUUAAUUAGAAAAUACAAAAGAUUUGGCACAGGGGAUUAAGUCCAUGAGCAAAAAUUAAAUGAAUGGAUCCCUUAAGCCUACCCAAGAAUACAGGGGUUUGACGUGGAACUAUUUCCAUUUUAUUUAUAUGAAAGCGUUACUAAAAAUAUCUCAGAUCCUGUCGAUCCUUCCUUGCAAGUAUUUCCACCUAAGUAUUCUCAUUUGAUAAUGAUGUUUAUGAAUAAAAUAUCAGCUAAUUACUAGGAGAUUAAACUCAAAUUCAAUCGAGAUGAAGUAGAAGAUGCAGCUUGGGUAUCUUUAGAUAUUCUUAAAAAUGUAUUUGCAGGUAAAAAUUAGAAUAUUGAAGUUAUGAAAGUUGAUUAAAACUUGAAUUAAGAAAAUAAUUUUACAAUUCAAUAGAAAUAAACUGACGUUUUUUAUCCACUUUAUCGAUACAAUCAUCACAGUGAAGGACUAGGCAAAGGUCAUUAUCUGGGUUUAAAGUAUUUGAUUAAUAUAAUAGAGUCAAAUCAGAUAUAGAAUAUUAAAUUGGAUUAACAGAUUAGACCAUGCAUUGAUUAUCUUGAUGAAAAAAAUUCAAUUCAAUUCAAACUAGAUAAAUCCUUCUCUAAGUCAGAAUGA
Molecule: messenger RNA, 801 nt
Organism: Stylonychia lemnae
Lineage: Eukaryota; Ciliophora; Spirotrichea; Sporadotrichida; Oxytrichidae
Source: the annotation of a GenBank genome assembly